ACGUACUGAACACCUGAUUGUCAAUAGAGUAGCAAUGUCCGGCGGUCGCAGGGAAGAAAUGGUCUCAAAGAUGGAGAACGAAGAGAAAACUUCCUCUGUAUCGAGCAGUGGAGGUGGUGAGGGAUCAUUGGACCGGCUUCUCCCCUCUGUAAGCACGGGCCUUUCUCCCCGGAAAAGGACCACCAGCCAGUGUAAGUCCGAGCCUCCACUCCUACGCACCUCCAAACGAACCAUCUACACCGCUGGCCGCCCACCCUGGUACAACGAACAUGGAACACAGUCCAAAGAGGCCUUCGUCAUUGGUUUGUGUGGCGGUAGCGCUUCAGGAAAGACAACCGUAGCCAGGAAAAUCAUUGAGGCUCUGGAUGUUCCGUGGGUUGUACUACUCUCCAUGGACUCUUUUUACAAGGUCCUGUCCCCAGAACAGCAGACUCUGGCUGCCAGUAACGACUAUAACUUUGACCACCCUGAUGCAUUUGACUUUGAUUUGCUGACACACACCCUGCAUAAACUCAAACAGGGCAAGAGUGUAAAAAUCCCAGUAUAUGACUUUACAACUCAUGGGAGACAGAAGGAGUGGAAAACCGUGUAUGGAGCCAGUGUUAUCAUCUUCGAGGGAAUCAUGUCCUUCGCAGAUAAAAAGCUCUUGCAGUUGCUGGACAUGAAGAUUUUUGUGGACACAGACUCGGACAUCCGGCUGGUGCGUCGGCUGAGGAGAGAUAUUACAGAGAGGGGAAGAGACAUAGAGGGUGUCAUCAAACAGUACAACAAGUUUGUGAAGCCAGCGUUUGAGCAGUACAUUGAACCCACCAUGCGCCUUGCUGAUAUUGUGGUGCCACGUGGUGGUGGCAACAUGGUGGCCAUUGAUUUGAUCGUGCAGCAUGUUCACAGUCAGCUGGAAGAGAGGAAACUUCGCUGGGAUAUGGCAGCCCUGGCUUCUGCACACCAGGCCCAACCCCUCCCCCAGACCCUCAGCGUUCUGGAGAGCACACCCCAAGUCAGGGGCAUGCACACCAUCAUCAGGAACAAAGAAACCAGCAGGGAUGAGUUCAUCUUCUAUUCAAAGAGGUUGAUGCGUCUGUUGAUUGAGCGAGCGCUCUCCUUCCUCCCCUCACAGGCCCACAUAGUCCAGACCCCCCAGGGAGAGGAUUAUGAAGGCCGGGCUUUCCACGGGAAGAGGAUCACAGGCGUGUCCAUCCUGCGAGCCGGGGAGACCAUGGAGCCGGCUCUGAGGGCCGUCUGCAAAGACGUCCGCAUCGGCAAGAUCCUCAUCCAGACCAACCAGGACACAGGAGAACCAGAGCUUCAUUACCUGCGGCUACCAAAAGACAUGAGUGAAGAUCAUGUGAUUCUAAUGGACUGCACUGUGUCCACUGGAGCUGCUGCCAUGAUGGCUGUUCGAGUCCUACUGGACCAUGAUGUUCAGGAGGACAAGAUCCUGCUGGUGUCUUUGCUAAUGGCAGAAAUGGGGGUCCACUCAGUGGCCUAUGCAUUCCCUCAGGUCAAAAUCAUCACCACAGCUGUUGACAAGAAGGUCAAUGAUCUCUUCCACAUCAUACCUGGCAUAGGAAACUUCGGAGAUCGAUACUUUGGAACUGACGCACCCCCUGACUGGAGCGACGAAGAGAUGGAUGAGCCCAGUUACUGAUUAAAUUAUUGGCUGUGUGCUAACUCAUUAGGUGAUUCGUAGGACAAUAUGAGGACAUAUUUGUUGCCUCUGUUGGGCUGUAACCUGUGUCCUUCAAGGGCCAAACAAGGUGCCCUGAGAAAAUAAACAGGAUAAAAAAUGUACAGUCACCUUGCUGAAAAUGUAAAGUAUAGUAUUUUAUUUAAUGUAAAUGCUGUUGUGGAAAGUUAUGUUAUGAGGUCUAAAAUAUUUUUAUAUGUACAGUAUGUUAUUAAGUCCAAAUAUUUUAUUUUAGUGUUUAAAUUGACUAUCACCGUAUCGAAAUUUGGAGGCACGUUGUUUUGGAAAGAUUUAUCUAGCCUUAAGCCGUGAACUGUGGACGACACAACUGAAUGUGAAUUUGCACGUGCGGCAAAAGAAGAAAAAAAGUCAAGCUUUAUUUUCCACAUACCUUCCUCACAACUUUCACAAAAGUUAAAUCAGAACAUGAACUCAUGUUGCUCAACUUCCAUCGCCAUGAGCACUUUCUGAAGGACCAUUCAAUCGGAAAAUGUGUAGGUGUAUCUGUCUUUUUUUAUAGCUCUGGUUCACCCCUUUCCUUCUCUGUGGAUGCUGACCUAACCAGUUGAAACGGGUGUUGAAAAUCGUUUUUCAUUAUUAUACAAGUAUGCACUUGUGGUGUAUAUUUAUGCAGCAUGUCCUUCAUUUACAUAUUUUUACUAUGGAUAGAUCUGACCAGUCAGCAGGCAAGUCAUACAUCUUUUUGCUACUCUGAAAAUGGGUCAUCUGCAUUUAACAAACACAGAUUAAGUGUUUGUUUUUUCAGUCUCACACGUCCUGAUUUAUGCCUCCUGUUUUGUAUGCAGUAGAUGGGAUUGUUUGUUUAAAAAAGGGCUGUUGCAUUGAGGAUGCGUAUGAACUCAGAACAUCUACAUGUCAAAAGGUGUAGUGUUUCACAAACUCCUGUCAGUGCCUGAGCUUUUUACUUUGUAACAGUAUUGAAAUGAAUGAGACCCGUCUGCUAAAGUUGGUGCCUAUUUGAUAUUGCCUUGUUCUUUGUUGAAAAAUGUUGACAGUUACGCCAUACACUGGGUCGCACUCCACAAUACAUUCUCCCACAUGGUUAUUUGAACUGAUACAACGAGACAUCACAAGGAGAGGACUGUUUUGAUUUUGAUUUCAGUAUGUAGUGGCUUCUCUCGUGAGGUACAUAAAUAUGAUGUUCUCUUCAACAAGUUCACAAUUAAUUAUUAUUAUUAUUAUACAGAUCUCAAUGGAUUAGUUGUAAAAAAAAAUCAAAUAAAAGAUAUCUGUUUUGACACACAUUUAUUGGACAUUUGGAAAGAAACGGACAUGUACAACAUUAAGUGGGGGGAAAAGAAAUAAAACAUAUUGAAAAUGUCAUUCUGUGCAACCUGUAGCCACAUUAGCUACAAGUACUGUUACUACUGCUGGCUCACCAUUACUUUUUCAUUUAGUCGCCUGCUACAGUACAGUAUGUACUUACUGCUGAAUACAACUGUUAGUGAGUAAUUCUGUACUGGAAAUCCAUCAAUUGUGUUUACCACUUCUGCUGCAUGUUUUCUUUUUAUAUAUUUAAUAAAGUGCAAUAGAGCUUUUAAAUUG
This is a messenger RNA of Micropterus salmoides (largemouth bass), 3253 nucleotides long. It is a transcript of the gene uckl1b, whose product is annotated as uridine-cytidine kinase 1-like 1b. Gene Ontology annotation, cellular component: cytoplasm. The record is from RefSeq and is a predicted model, not a curated record. NCBI's taxonomy places the organism in Eukaryota, Metazoa, Chordata, Actinopteri, Centrarchiformes, Centrarchidae. Gene Ontology annotation, molecular function: ATP binding; kinase activity. The transcript has 15 exons. Bases 35 to 1648 code for a protein of 537 amino acids.